Canis lupus familiaris (dog) is the source of this 2417-nucleotide messenger RNA. It is a transcript of the gene AIFM3, whose product is annotated as apoptosis inducing factor mitochondria associated 3. Gene Ontology annotation, cellular component: mitochondrion; cytoplasm. Gene Ontology annotation, biological process: execution phase of apoptosis. NCBI's taxonomy places the organism in Eukaryota, Metazoa, Chordata, Mammalia, Carnivora, Canidae. The transcript has 21 exons. Gene Ontology annotation, molecular function: flavin adenine dinucleotide binding; 2 iron, 2 sulfur cluster binding; oxidoreductase activity, acting on NAD(P)H. The coding region runs from base 277 to 2298 and encodes 673 amino acids. The record is from RefSeq and is a predicted model, not a curated record.
CCCCAGUCUCUCCUGGCCUCACUCACACUGGGAGGAGGGGUGGAGGCUUGGACCCCUGCCCCCCCUUGCCCUGCCUUCCAGGGCUGGGAAGCCUCCAUCCAGGAGGAAGAAGCAGUGGCUGCCCCUGGAGGAGGUCCUGGAGGCAGCUCCAGCAGGAAUGGCAGCUCCAGCAUCUCUAAGGGCCAUGGGGAGUCCAGCCCCACCUGGGGCACCCUAGGCCUCCCACAGCCUUCCAUCUGCGUACCUGCCCCCCCAUUGAUCUGUGGGCCACUCGCCAUGGGUGGGUGCUUCUCCAAGCCCAAGCCAGUGGAGCUCAAGAUCGAGGUGGUGCUGCCCGAGAAGGAGCGGGGCAAGGAGGAGCUGUCGGCCAGCGGGAAGGGCAGCCCCCGGGCCUACCAGGGCAAUGGCACGGCCCGCCACUUCCACGCCGAGGAGCGCCUGCCCGCCCCGCACCCCUAUCCGGGUCCCCAGGACUGUGUGGAAGCCGCCGUGUGCCACGUCAAGGACCUGGAGAAUGGCCAGAUGCGGGAAGUGGAGCUGGGCUGGGGGAAAGUGCUGCUGGUGAAGGACAACGGGGAGUUCCACGCCCUGGGCCACAAGUGUCCACACUACGGGGCACCCCUGGUGAAAGGCGUGCUGUCCCGGGGCCGAGUGCGCUGCCCCUGGCAUGGUGCCUGCUUCAACAUCGGCACCGGAGACCUGGAGGACUUCCCCGGCCUGGACAGUCUGCACAAAUUCCAGGUGAAGAUUGAGAAGGAGAAGGUGUAUGUCCGGGCCAGCAAACAGGCCUUGCAGCUACAGCGAAGAACCAAGGUGAUGGCCAAAUGUAUCUCUCCAAGCGCUGGCCACAGCAGCAGCACCAACGUGCUCAUUGUAGGCGCAGGUGCAGCUGGCUUAGUGUGUGCGGAGACACUGCGGCAGGAGGGGUUCUCAGACAGGAUCGUCCUGUGCACACUGGACCGGCACCUCCCCUAUGACAGACCUAAGCUCAGCAAGUCCCUGGACGCCCAGCCUGAGCAGCUGGCCCUGAGGCCCAAGGAGUUCUUCCGAGCCUAUGGCAUCGAGGUGCUCACCGAGGCCCAGGUGGUCACAGUGGAUGUGAGAAACAAGAAAGUCGUGUUCAAGGAUGGCUUCAAGCUGGAGUACAGCAAGCUGCUGCUCGCACCAGGGAGCAGCCCCAAGACGCUGAGCUGCAAAGGCAAGGAGGUGGAGAACGUGUUCACCAUCCGGACACCCGAAGACGCCAACCGUGUGGUGAGGCUGGCCCGAGGCCGCAACGCGGUGGUCGUGGGAGCUGGCUUCCUGGGGAUGGAGGUGGCCGCCUACCUGACUGAAAAGGCCCACUCGGUGUCCGUGGUGGAGCUGGAGGAGACGCCCUUCAGGAGAUUUUUGGGGGAACGUGUCGGUCGUGCCCUCAUGAAGAUGUUUGAGAACAACCGGGUUAAGUUCUACAUGCAGACGGAGGUGUCGGAGCUGCGGGCCCAGGAGGGAAAGCUGAAGGAGGUCGUGCUGAAGAGCAGCAAGGUUGUGCGGGCCGACGUCUGUGUGGUGGGCAUUGGCGCGGUGCCCGCCACGGGCUUCCUGAGGCAGAGCAGCAUCAAUCUGGAUUCCCGAGGCUUCAUCCCUGUCAACAAGAUGAUGCAGACCAACGUCCCAGGCGUGUUUGCAGCCGGCGAUGCUGUCACUUUCCCCCUGGCCUGGAGGAACAAUCGGAAAGUGAACAUCCCACACUGGCAGAUGGCUCAUGCCCAGGGGCGGGUGGCGGCCCAGAACAUGCUGGCGCAGGAGGCGGAGAUCAGCACCGUGCCCUACCUGUGGACUGCCAUGUUCGGCAAGAGCCUGCGCUACGCGGGGUACGGAGAAGGCUUUGACGACGUCAUCAUCCAGGGGGAUCUGGAAGAUCUCAAGUUCGUGGCUUUUUACACCAAAGGCGAUGAGGUGAUUGCUGUGGCCAGCAUGAAUUACGAUCCCAUCGUGUCCAAGGUGGCUGAGGUGCUGGCUUCUGGCCGGGCCAUCCGAAAGCGGGAGGCUGUUUGUGCUGCACAGCAAGACCGGCGACAUGUCCUGGCUCACAGGGAAAGGAUCCUGAGCUCGCAUGCAGCAGACUUGGGCAGGCACGCUUGGGCACCAGGGACAGAGGCCAAGCCCUGGGGGCAGGUGCCAACCUCCAAUUUCCCAGGAUCCCCCAGGGCAGAACCUGAGCCUUCCCAGUGCUUGCCUUCGGUUGCCUGGCUCACCUCCAGAGGCUUCUGCUGCCUCCAGGAGAUGCUUACUCCCCGAGGCCUCAGCUGCCACUGAUGGCUGGCAAUCCAGGCAGGACAGGCCUAUCCUCUUCUCCCUUUCUUGAGACUGGUCCCCUGCAGGACCCUGCAACAUAUUAGAUAUUAUCUUAAAAAAUUAAAACACACACAUUUGCA